Messenger RNA from Porites evermanni, 1448 nucleotides. The record is from the annotation of a GenBank genome assembly. Lineage: Eukaryota; Metazoa; Cnidaria; Anthozoa; Scleractinia; Poritidae.
AGGACAUUUCUCGCACUAAUUAAAUUUCCUUUACCGUUCAUUGCAGGGCCGUCACAACAGUGCAAUAGUCCAAACGUUUUCACAAAGGGCAAAAAGGGUGAGGAGCUUAAAUGCCCAUUUCCUGCCCAUAUUGUCUCCUGGUUCAAAGAUAACAGAUCAAUUAUCAAUGGAACGGAUGAUCUGUAUCAAAUAGAGGCACGGUUAAGCAAUGGAAAUGUUCUUAGCAAGCUAUUCUUCUCCCUUGUCCGUAUGCAGCAUGCUGGAUUCUACACUUGUAAGGCAAAUACAAGUCACAACAAUACAAGAAGCUGUAAAGUACAAGUUUUUGUUGAAUGUAAGUAUUUCAAAUUUCACUAACUUUCAUCACGAGUAUCAAAAGAAUUUAAAAGGACUGUUCUCUCUGUGGUUUUGGGGAUCAUGGAAAAGGUCGCAAAUUUAAACACACACAAAAAAUGAGUUUAGGUGGUCAUGGAAACUAAAUUCUGUGAAACCAGGAAGGACAUAAACGUUGAUUUUGAGAUCUUAAACACACUUCUUAGAUUUCGAUAAAGGGAAAAGGCCCAUGGACGGAGUUGGAAUUUCCGGAAGUCGCUAGUCUUGGUUAUUAGCAGGAAUAAAGUACUGGUUUCUCCAAAAUGUUUUACAAGAAGUACGCGCGAAGUCAACAGCAAAGGGAGAAAGAGUAAUGCAAACUACAAGCGGACGUUUCCAUUACCGACCAGCUCGUUAAAUAAUUCCACGAUGUUUCAAAAAACUGGUUUGCUCAACUCCAAUUUGUGCGUAUAUUCAAGUUUCAAGCUUAAAAAUAUCAAUAUAUAUAAUAUGAAGUUGAAAGAUUACGGGAAUUAACAAAAUUAUCAGCAAAGGGAAAAUGCCUUGAUCCUCUAACAAAUUCUCUCAACCAAUUUUUCAAGAAAUAUAUGGAAAAGAAACCAUACUAGAGAACUUUGGGGCUCACAGGGUAAAAUGAACUUUUGUUCUCAGGUGAGGAAGGCUAUAUCCAAGCAACACCCAACAUGGUCACUGCCUCAGAAACCUCCAACGUAAGCCUGUAUUGCUCGGUACUGGCCAGGGCAGACUGCUGGUUUUUAGAUUCCUUCAAGUUAACAUGGGAGUUUGAAAACGAGACCCUUCAAAACAAUACCAUCAAGUAUACAAUUAGGGAGCAUCAUAUAAACAACAAGUGCAAAAACCAACGAGUACGACUACUGUUUUCUCUGGAAAUUAUCAACGUGACGUAUAAAGAUGAUGGAAAGUACUCUUGUCAGAUGUCUUGCGAUUUGGAAAAAAAGAGCUCCUUGGUUUGGUUGCAUGCGGUCGCGCAGCACACAAAAGGUACAGUCGAAGCUCUCGAAAGCGACCACCUCGGAAAGUUCGAAAAAAGUGGUCGUAACGAGAGCUGGUCGCUUACGAGAAUGAGCUCUCGUAAGCGACGCGUAAAACAAUAA